Molecule: messenger RNA, 1692 nt
Organism: Dichotomopilus funicola
Lineage: Eukaryota; Fungi; Ascomycota; Sordariomycetes; Sordariales; Chaetomiaceae
Product: folylpolyglutamate synthase
Exons: 2
Coding region: 1-1692 (563 amino acids)
Biological process (GO): tetrahydrofolylpolyglutamate biosynthetic process
Cellular component (GO): cytosol; cytoplasm; mitochondrion
Molecular function (GO): ATP binding; tetrahydrofolylpolyglutamate synthase activity
Source: RefSeq, a predicted model, not a curated record
AUGACGCCCCCAUCAAACCCGUCUACCACACAGAAAGACACAGACGACGAUUACGCACUCGCCCUCGACCGUCUCGCCCAGCUCCAAUCCAACCGUGCCAUCACGGCCCUUUUUGAACCAAAACCCAUCACUUCCACUGACAGCAAAAAUGCCGGCAAACCAGCCGACCUCAACGCCCUCGCGAUCCCGGAAAUGCUCGCCUGGUUGCAGAGGGCGGGCUACACGCCUGCUUCGCUAGCUGCGGAUUCGCCGUUGCGCGUGGUGCAUGUGGCUGGGACCAAGGGGAAGGGGAGUGUGAGUGCGUUGGUGGCGGGGGUGUUGGGGGAGUAUCCUCCUGCCAAGGUGUCGUCUUCUUCUUCUGGGUUCGGGUCUGAAGAAGAACUACCAGCCCAAGUCGGCCUCUACACCUCCCCACACGUCCUCUCUCACCGGGAACGCAUCGCCCUCAACAACACCCCCAUCUCCCGCGCCAAAUUCGCCCGCUACGUCAACCAAGUCUGGGACCGCCUCACCGAUGCCGCGCGCCAGGAAGCCGCCCUCGCCUCCUCUUCCUCAAACCCAUCAUCAGUAUCAGUCCCCAUCUCCGAAUCCGACCUCGCCGGCCCAGCCACAAAACCCUUCUACUUCCGCUUCCUAACCCUCGUCGCGCUGCACGCCUUCGUCCGCGAGGGUCUCACUCACGCCGUGGUAGAAUGUGGUAUUGGCGGGGAAUACGACUCAACCAACAUCUUCGCCCCUGAAUCCGUGACGGCCACAGUAGUCACCCAGCUGGGGCUAGACCACGUCGGCAUGCUGGGGGACACGGUAGCCAAGAUUGCGUGGCAUAAGAGCGGGGUGUUCAAGCCCGGCGUGAAAGCGUUUACGCGGCGGUUGUCGGGGAAGGACCAGCAGGGUGUGAUGGAGGUCUUGCGUCAGCGAGCGCGGGAAAGGGGGGCGGAGCUUGUGGAGGUGGGGGAUGAGGAGGUGGAGAAAUGGGGAGGGGUGGCGGGUGCGAGGUUGGAGGGCCCGUUUCAGAAGUAUAAUAUGGCGUUGGCGGUGUAUGCGGCGAGGGAGCAUUUGGUGAGGUGUGGGGUUGAGUUUGAGGGGCGGUUUGGGACGGAUAGGUGGGAGUUGGGGGAUAUUCCGGAGGGGUUUGUGCGUGGGCUGAGGAAGGCGUCGUUGAGGGGGCGGUGUGAGGUUGUGAGGGAGGAGGUUGGAGAUGGGAACGGGGCGGUUGUCAUUAACUGGCAUGUUGAUGGGGCGCACACGGAUGAUAGUUUGGCGGGGGUUGGAAAAUGGUUUGCGGAGAGGACAAGGAGAGUUGAUGGGGAUGGUGAUGGUGAAGGCAAAACGGAGAGAGUGUUGGUGUUCAACCAGCAGGAGAGGGAUCCGGGUCCGUUGUUGAAGGCGCUGCUUUCAGGGGCUGGUCAGGGCUUGUUUAACCACGCCAUCUUCACACGGAACGAAGAGACCCCCCCAACAGGCAAUGGCCAGGUCGACUUGGCCAAGCAGACCACGGCUCAACAGACCAUGAACGAGGUCGAUACCACCGCACACACCUCGGUCCAAGACUCCGUCCAAGGCACGGUCGAGCAAGUCCGGCGCAUCGCGGCUGAGGCUGAGAAGAACGCAAAGACGUGUGAUGUUCUAGUCACCGGCAGCUUCCAUCUAGUGGGCGCCGUGCUGAGAACCAUUGACCAUGUUGAAUGCUAG